UUAAUUUUUUCAUAAAUUUAAGUGGUUGUUGUACGAAAUUCGUUGAUAAAGUAGUUCUAAAGCCCGCAAUGAUGAAUAUGUGCUUAAAAUAGUCAAAAUUAAAAUUAUGAAGCAGUGGGACCAAGUUUAUUUAAAGGCAUUUCCUGUUAUCAGACAAAAUAAGCAUUGUUUGUAUCUAUAAGUUGUAAAAUGAACACAGCAUGUCUUUUUUGAGUACUACCGAAAAUGUGGGUGGCAUUCCACAAAAUAUAUCAGACGGAAGCUGUGCAACUCAAUACAAGUUGGCAGUGGAGGGUGUCUCGGGGAAUUGUGGAGAUGUUAACAUGUUCAUACAGGACAGUUCGGGUGAUGAGCAGACUUACAUACCACACUUGAAUGAAAAUUUCUUCCAAACCAAAUUUAAAAUAGAUCCCAACGAGCUUUACACAUUUCAUGACUCCGACAUCAUCGCUGGAGAAAUAACUGUUAGUCAUACAGAUGACAACUUCAUGUUCCCUGAUAAUGUAGAAGUAAAGGCCAAGUUUUUGGACAGCCCGAACAACGAGGUGGAUCUUCAGAUCAAAGGCUCUCUUCCUAAUGGAGAAGUCAUCAGGGAUGAAAUCAAGCUUGAGAUUGUUCCUAAUGGUCAUUUUAUGCCUGAGCCUAAGCAACCCAUGACUCCCAAUUACAAAGAUGUGAAGAGUACUAAUACCAAAGUUCAGAAAGCAAAGAAUCCAAGUGUUGGGAAAGAAAUCAGUCGGAGUAACUCUGUUGAAGCGAGACGGCCAAGUGUUCACAGCCCUAAGGGCCAAUCUAAUAAUGUAGCGUCAUGUAAGAAAGUCAGUAUUAAUAGUGUUAAUACUAAUCAUAUUAAGUCCUCAUCAAAUCCUAAACUGUUGGGGUCGGAAACAUUUCUGGAUGUAUUUAAAAGAGAGCAAGGGUUGGUUGAGAAUGCCCCAGCAGUUAUAAAGACUGAGUCUCCUGCUGCACCCCCACCUAAAGCGCCACCAUCUUCGGUGAAGAAAACACCAUCAGCCAAGUCGUCCCAAAGCAAAGUCCGACGAGGCCGUGGGCCGGCGGUCCACGAGGCCCUACAACGGAUACCCACACCUCGCGCCGUACCCGUCCCAAACAGGGCUUGGCACGCCCCUGGGGACAGCCUGUUUGACUGUGGACCUCUUGACGAUAGGAAACCGGGGCUGAGACAGCUUGAGAGCAGUAGUAGUGACGAUGAUAAUAUUCCUGAGUUUGAAUUAGGCACCGGGCCAGUCUGCGUGGAAGAAAGCUCAGCAGAAUCGCGAGGGGCUCGCUUAGCGCUUCGCAGAGCCGCUUUAAGAAGGCACGUGGUCAGAGCGGACACCUCUCUACGUCUAGCGAGAGACUAUCGGGAGCAUAAGUCACUUGCUGCUAUCAUCAAGAAACAGCUGAACGGGCAAGGAUCGUCGUGCCGGCUGCCAACCCAGAUGGUGAAUCAUUUGUUGGCGAUGCGCGGCAUGCCCGAAGUACUGUCUUCGCGAGAACGCCGGAGGCUCAGAGAAAUCGGCUGGUCAGGCGGCGAGAGCGGCUCUCUAAAGCCCUGCCUCGGCUCCGCCUGUUCCGAGGACGGUUGCGAAGCCCCGCGCCUCCCCUGCGGGCGAUACUGUCUAUCACACGUCACGUUGGCGCCCGAACAACGACUAUAUGCGUCGUGUGCGGCGGUCUUUGCCGGCGGAGCGAGAUGCAAGCAGCCCAUACUGCCACUUCAAGAGCAAACGCCGCUGUGUGCUGAACAUGCGUGGAAGCGGGACAACUACGACAAGCUAAGCCGCGACAACAAGCCGAAGAAACUCGUCCGCAAGCGCGUAUUGCCGCCAACGCCGCGCCGCGCGAAACGCCGACGGCGUCUGCCCAAGCGGGCGGUGCCUACACCCAACCAAUCGCUCUCAGAAAUCAACGUGUGCUCGAAUUCGUCGGCAUACGACAGCUCGGAAGACACUGGUAUGGGUGCGCUCAGCGAAAACGAGUUCAUCGUCUCGGCCACCAACUCGCACGAACUUGAAGUGGGCGAAGUGGGCCAAGUGCCGCCUGACGACAUUCUCGACCCGGCCGUGCUCAGCCAGAUCCCAGACGAGGCGUUCACGGAGUUCUUCAAUCAAGGUGGCACGUCAUUCGCUGAGAGCUCUGAGCUGGCCGCGGCAUUGGAGGCCGUGCUGGACGAACGCGCGCUGGACAGUAUCGGGGACGUGUUCCAGCAUUCGCCGCACCAGCCCAAGCCUAAGAGUUCUGAUCUGGCUGCGGCUUUGGAGGCCGUGCUGGACGAACGCGCGCUGGACAGUAUCGGGGACGUGUUCCAGCAUUCGCCGCACCAGCCCAAGCCUAAGAGUUCUGAUCUGGCUGCGGCUUUGGAGGCCGUGCUGGACGAACGCGCGCUGGACAGUAUCGGGGACGUGUUCCAGCAUUCGCCGCACCAGCCCAAGCCUAAGAGUUCUGAUCUGGCUGCGGCUUUGGAGGCCGUGCUGGACGAACGCGCGCUGGACAGUAUCGGGGACGUGUUCCAGCAUUCGCCGCACCAGCCCAAGCCUAAGAGUUCUGAUCUGGCUGCGGCUUUGGAGGCCGUGCUGGACGAACGCGCGCUGGACAGUAUCGGGGACGUGUUCCAGCAUUCGCCGCACCAGCCCAAGCCUAAGAGUUCUGAUCUGGCUGCGGCUUUGGAGGCCGUGCUGGACGAACGCGCGCUGGACAGUAUCGGGGACGUGUUCCAGCAUUCGCCGCACCAGCCCAAGCCUAAGAGUUCUGAUCUGGCUGCGGCUUUGGAGGCCGUGCUGGACGAACGCGCGCUGGACAGUAUCGGGGACGUGUUCCAGCAUUCGCCGCACCAGCCCAAGCCUAAGGUCGCCAUGUGA
Messenger RNA from Leguminivora glycinivorella, 2861 nucleotides. RefSeq names its product INO80 complex subunit D-B-like. Gene Ontology annotation, cellular component: nucleus. Lineage: Eukaryota; Metazoa; Arthropoda; Insecta; Lepidoptera; Tortricidae. The coding region runs from base 201 to 2861 and encodes 886 amino acids. The transcript has 18 exons. The record is from RefSeq and is a predicted model, not a curated record.